AUGGACGACAAGGCUACAACCAACAGCAACAUCCUCCAUCCAAACGCCGCCAUGCCUACCCGGACCCGGCCCGUCGUCCGCCUGCUCCUGCUCCUUGUCUUCAUCGUCGCUGUCGGCUUCUACACCGUCGCUCGCCCCUUUGCCUGGCACCCUUCUUUCGCCCCCGUCGCCGAUGGCGGUGCGCUCAAGAAAAGCGGACUCGUGCCUCUCGAGGCGCACAUCAUCAGCAAAUGCCCCGACACCCGCGACGCCCUGCGGCAGCUAAUCCUCCCGGCCAUGCAACAGGUACACGAUAAAGUCGACUUCAAGCUCAACUACAUCGGAACUCCCACUGCCAACGACGGCAUCGAGUGCAAGCAUGGCCCGUCCGAGUGCUUGGGCAACAUCAUCGAGCUCUGCGCCCGCGAGCUGUACCCCGAUCCCAAGAUCAACCUCGGCUUCAUCAUGUGCCUGACCAAGGACUAUCAAGAGAUCCCCAACCGUGCCCUCAUCGAGGAUUGUGCCCUGGAACACGCCAUCGAUUUCAAGGCCCUCAACGAAUGCGCCACGCGGGACGACGGCGCCCAUGGCCUCGAGCUCCUCCGCACCAGCGUCCUGCGCACGGCCGCUGUCAACGUCACAAUUAGCUGCACGCUGCGGCUUAACAACGAGGUCUAUUGCAUCCGCGACGGCGGCGAGUGGAAAGACUGCCCUCACGGGUCCGGCGUCAACGACCUGGUCGUUGCUAUUGAGAAGCUCCACCGCUCGUCGUCUUGA
Molecule: messenger RNA, 756 nt
Organism: Hirsutella rhossiliensis
Lineage: Eukaryota; Fungi; Ascomycota; Sordariomycetes; Hypocreales; Ophiocordycipitaceae
Product: gamma interferon inducible lysosomal thiol reductase (GILT) domain-containing protein
Exons: 4
Coding region: 1-756 (251 amino acids)
Molecular function (GO): oxidoreductase activity, acting on a sulfur group of donors, disulfide as acceptor
Source: RefSeq, a predicted model, not a curated record